Molecule: messenger RNA, 2472 nt
Organism: Drosophila innubila
Lineage: Eukaryota; Metazoa; Arthropoda; Insecta; Diptera; Drosophilidae
Product: MOXD1 homolog 1
Exons: 8
Coding region: 289-2427 (712 amino acids)
Biological process (GO): norepinephrine biosynthetic process; octopamine biosynthetic process; dopamine catabolic process
Cellular component (GO): secretory granule membrane
Molecular function (GO): copper ion binding; dopamine beta-monooxygenase activity
Source: RefSeq, a predicted model, not a curated record
AUGGUAUAUGCGGGAAUGCAAAAAUGUACAUACAUAUUCAUGUAUGUAUGUAUGUAUCUAUUUAUGAAAUAUUGUGUAUACCUGUGUGGAAACGGUGGUGUGUUAGUUCCUUGUGAACAUCUGCCGGCUUGUGAAAUGACCUUCCCUAGCAAGCAUAUGCAUAAACGAAGCAGUAAAGCCAUAUUAAAACGGAAAAGACGUGCAACAGUACGAAAAGCGCGCGGCUCUUAAAAUUUAAAAAGCUAGCAACAAAUAAUAUAAAUAAAAUAAUUAAAGAUAAUCGUGUAAAUGUUGCUGCAAUUAUUUGUAAGGCUCUGCAUUAUUGUCGUUUAUUUGCGGCAUGACGCUAACUGUGCGGAUCAUCAUAAUGAUCAAAAAAGUAAUGACGCUUCGAAAAAUUCGGUGCGACAUCAGAACUGGAAGCGAUUGGAAAUGAUGGACGGCAAUGGUUUAUACUUGCUGCAAUGGUGGCUUCAUGAAAAGGAUAUUUACUUUAGAGUGACUGUUAACACGCGUGGUUUCAUUGGCCUUGGAUUCUCGCGAAGGGACGGACGCAUGUCCAGUGCUGACAUGGUAUUGUUAUGGGUCGACGAUCACACAGGAAAAGCAAAUGCAUUGGAUUGCCACGGUUCUAUUCAUCAUCCGCAUGCGGCUCCACUGCAAGAUGACACUCAAAAUUACCACGUUAUUAACGGUCAUCAGAAUGAGACCCAUACAUAUGUCGAGUUCAAGCGUUUAAUUGAAACCUGCGAUCCUUACGACAUGCCAUUUAGCGAUGAUACGAUUAAAGUGCUGUGGUCCUUUGGAAAUAUCGAUCCCAUACAUGGCAAUUUAGAAGGACAUGGACAGAACCGCGGUGCCAAAUCUUUACAUUUGCUGAAUCCCGUGUUUCGCAAACAGAGCGUCACAAACAAACAGGAAACUCAUCAAUGGGAUAUUACUGUCAAUAAUGUCACUAUUGAGUCCACAAUGGAUACUCUCUACUGGUGUAAGAUCAUGAGCAUUCCCAAAUUGACUGAAAAGCAUCAUAUUGUCGGCUACGAGCCUCUGUUAACCCGUGUUUCAAAAUCUCAUGAAAAUAUGGUGCACCACAUGACACUCUUUGAAUGCGCUACGAAAUCUUAUCCCAGUUCGAACUCCGCUUCAUGGGACGUUUGGGUUAGAAGCAGUGGCACCGUUUGCAAUAGCAACUUAUUAACUCCGCGUGACUGGGAUUCCUGUUCGACACCAGUUGCGGUGUGGUCCAUUGGUUCAUCCGGACAAUUCCUGCCUGCACAUGUUGGCAUACCAAUGGGUGGACAGUCGGGAGUCAAGUAUUAUAUGCUCGAAAUACACUACGAUAAUCCAAAUGCUUUACACGCCGUGGAUCAUUCUGGUUUUCGAAUUCACUAUACACCACAAUUACGCCCUAACGAUGGAGGAAUCAUUAUCAGCGGUGUAUCUAUUUCGGAUACCCAAAUUAUUCCACCUGGACAAAAGUUGUACCGCAAUGUUGGCAUAUGUGGACCGUCGUGCUCAAAUGUGUUGUUUCCCGACGAUGGCAUUAAAAUCAUAUCUGGAACGCUCCAUUCGCAUCGCGCUGGUCGCAAAAUGAGUCUGCGCCAUGUGCGAGGAGGAAAGGAACUGGAGCGCAUCAUUGAGGAUGAUAACUAUGAUUAUAGAUAUCAGCAAUUUCAUCAGCUAGCGAACGAGACGGUCGUCUUGCCAGGAGAUUACAUUAUCACAGAUUGUGCUUAUGAAACAGUGCAUCGCAAAAGGGCAACCUUUGGUGGUUACUCCACAAAGCAGGAAAUGUGCUUAUCAUUUAUUACAUAUUAUCCAAAAAUCGAACUGGCUGGUUGCUACAGCAUGACACCAGUGCGAGAAUUUUUUGAGCUAUUUGGCGUGUACCAGUUCUAUUCCUUAAAUAUGACAGAUGUGGAAAACAUAUUUCUGUACAAUGGCAAUCUGCUGGAUUACCUGCCCAACACAAUUUAUGGGAAAACAAAGAAUAACCAAGCAAAUAUGACAGCUGAAGAUAUUGCCAUCGAAGAUUCACUAUUAAACAAGCUGCUCAUUUCUGAUCCUGUCGAGUUCCACGAUCGCACAUUUCUUUCGCAUAUAAAUCAGCUGCCAUGGUCAGAGCCGUUAUUUACGAAACGCGUGGAGCAUGCUAUGAUAACUGGCAAACAUAUGACUUUUUGCCGUGUGUCCAACGAGUCAAUGUCGAUUCCCUCGGAAAUUAUUCGUUAUCCGAACUUUACGACAUUUGUGAAACCGCCCAGUAGAUGUCCAUACAAUCUUUUCAUCGAUACCAUGCAAUUGAGCUCAGCCGGACAAAAAAUUGUAGCUCCUUUGUCAUUUUGCUUGCUUCUAGCUGGAGUUUGUCUUCAGAAACAAUUCCAAAUAUUUUGGUUAUUGCCUAUAUAUUUAAGUUUUAAACAUUAGUGAAGUCUGAAACAGCACAGAUUAAUUUUAGUUUUUAAUCCAAAG